CUCUCUUUUGCUUGUUGGUUGUAGGAGCUUUUGAGCUUUUCAGAGGUUUACAAGCUUUGGAAAGCUAGCUUAAAUAGAAAAGUUCAGUUUUAAUGGAGCAAAAGAGUGAAAUCUAACUUGCAUAUGACGAGAUCAUAAUGGGAGUAAGCAAUGGAUUAACUCUGCUAGAAGGAGAAACAACUAAAGCCGCCCAAGGAAAAGCUUCAUUCAGUGACCACAGACAGUUGGCUCAUUACUUAUCUCUGCUCUGCUUCCUGCUCACCAUCGUGACUCUGCUGCAGACUCUCUGCUUGGUUCAGAUUAUGUUGACUUCUCAGUCUCAGUCAUCUCUGCAAGAAAAUAAACUGCAAGAACUGACAAACCGUCUGGAGAAGCUGAACCAGUCCCAUCACCUCCUGUUCGCCCAGUAUCCUGCUCUGAACCAGUACUGUCCCAUCAACAACUCUUCCACUGGUGAGAGAAAGUGCAGGCCAUGUUUGACUGACUGGACACUUCAAGGAGAGAAAUGUUUCUACUUCAGUGAGGAUAGAGCUGACUGGAUCAGUAGUCAGUACCUCUGCAUGUCACUGGGGGGCGCUCUGGCUACAAUCAAGACAGAGGAGGAGCAGGAGUUUCUAUUCAAAAUGGCCCAGAGCCGGAGCCAGGGAGACUCAUACUGGCUCGGUCUGAGGAGCAGCGCUGUGGACGGGACCUGGCAGUGGAGUGACGGCACCCCGCUGCAGAACGGACCACAGUUUUGGGAACAUGAGCCAGACGUCACAGGAGAGAGGAAGGAGCUCUGCGGUCGACUCACACCAGGAGACAACUACCGGAAGAGCUGGUUCAGCUCCAGCUGUUCUGGUCAGCUGAGGAGGAUCUGUGAACGCAGACAAGCUUCUCUACAGUGACCAAACUCAACGGCUUUUUUUAUUUUUAUUUUUAAAUAUACCUCCUAAAUCUUUUCUCUUGUAUGUUAAGGUGGUUUAACAUAGAAAAGAAUAUAUUAAGGAUCAGUCAUAUUUUCCAACAUUUUCUGUCACUGUAUAAAGACGUAGAAAAUCCCUAGAAAUUAGAAGCAAAUAUUAGGAUUGUGUUAACAGGACUAAUUAGAGAACAGUGACUUUUAUUCAAAGAUGUUUUUUGUUACUCACUCAUUUUGUGCACUUGUUUAAAUCCUACUUAUUCUUUCUACUUUUAUUUUUUUUUUAAU
Molecule: messenger RNA, 1189 nt
Organism: Poecilia reticulata (guppy)
Lineage: Eukaryota; Metazoa; Chordata; Actinopteri; Cyprinodontiformes; Poeciliidae
Product: C-type lectin domain family 4 member E-like
Source: RefSeq, a predicted model, not a curated record